This is a messenger RNA of Solanum dulcamara, 1905 nucleotides long. Its product is annotated as probable polyol transporter 6. NCBI's taxonomy places the organism in Eukaryota, Viridiplantae, Streptophyta, Magnoliopsida, Solanales, Solanaceae. The transcript is spliced from 2 exons. Bases 150 to 1625 code for a protein of 491 amino acids. The record is from RefSeq and is a predicted model, not a curated record. Gene Ontology annotation, cellular component: membrane. Gene Ontology annotation, molecular function: carbohydrate transmembrane transporter activity. Gene Ontology annotation, biological process: transmembrane transport.
UCCUACAAGUUAGCCAUUAAUGUAAAUCAGAUCCUUAUAAUCCAAAAGUUUUCAAUCUCAUACAUCAAGAGUAAACAAAGCCUUAUAAUAUUUUGAUUUCUUUUCUCUCAUUUUUAUACACAGAUCUAAAUCAGAGUUGUCUAACUUAUAUGGAUGAGGAUAAGGUCAGAACUCAAAUUGAAUCUCAGCCUCCUAAGAAGGCUCCUCUCAACAAGUAUGCCCUCGCUUGCGCACUUUUGGCUUCCACCAACUCCAUCCUCUUGGGCUAUGAUAUUGGAGUGAUGAGUGGAGCUGUGCUAUUCAUAAAAGAAAAUCUCAAGAUUUCGUCUUAUCAGAUGGAAAUCUUGGUUGGGUCAUUGAAUGUAUGUUCCCUAAUUGGAGCGCUUGCAUCUGGCAAGACUUCAGAUAUGAUUGGUAGAAGAUACACAAUUAUCUUGUCAGCAACAACUUUUUUAAUAGGUUCACUUCUGAUGGGGUUUGCUCCUUCUUACCCAUCCCUUAUGGCAGGAAGGGUUGUCGCUGGAAUAGGUGUUGGCUAUUCCCUCAUGAUUGCUCCCGUCUAUACUGCAGAGGUAUCGCCAGCCAUGACACGUGGUUUGCUCACAUCACUCCCUGAAGUCUUCAUCAAUGUUGGUAUUUUACUUGGCUAUAUUUUCAAUUAUGCAUUAGCUGAUUUACCACACCACAUCAACUGGAGGUUAAUGCUUGGCCUGGCUGCUAUUCCAGCUAUUGCCAUUGGCUAUGGAGUCUUGCAAAUGCCAGAAUCACCACGAUGGCUUAUUAUGAAAGGCAGUAUAGAAGAAGCCAAAAGAGUGCUUCGUAAAACCUCAGAUAAUGAUGAUGAAGCUGAUUUGAGACUAGAAGAAAUAAUAAAAGCUGCUGGUUCAACUACUCCAAGUAAUAAUUGGAAAGGUCAGGGGGUUUGGAAAGAACUCCUAAGGCCAACCCGGCCGCUUCGCCGCAUUCUUGUGGCUGCUAUCGGCAUAAAUUUCUUUAUGCAAGCCUCCGGUAAUGAUGCAGUUGUAUACUACACACCGUCAGUGUUCAAUGCUGCUGGAAUUCACAACCAUAAAGGACUAAUAGCUGUGACCAUCGUCAUGGGGAUAGCCAAGACAUCAUUUUGUGUUGUAUCAGCACUUUUCUUAGAUAAUUUUGGAAGGAGGCCCAUGUUAUUGUUGGGUACAAUAGGAAUGGCUGUUUCUCUAGCUGGUCUUGGGUUGGGCUCAAUGUAUCUCCGCAAUGUCAAUCAUAAGCCACCAUGGGCCAUCGCAUUAUGUGUUGUUGCAGUCUGUGCUGAUGUCUCAUUCUUCUCAAUAGGCCUUGGCCCAAUAACAUGGGUCUAUUCAUCAGAAAUAUUUCCUAUUACGCUAAGGGCACAAGGUACGAGCUUGGCGGUUUCAGUGAACCGAUUGGUUAGUGGGGCGGUUGCAAUGACUUUUCUAACCAUAUCCAACAAGAUAACAUUUGCAGGAACCUUCUUUCUGCUUUGUGGAGUUAUGGUAUUAGCAACUAUUUUCUUCUACUUUUUCUUGCCUGAAACUAAAGGCAAGAGCCUAGAAGAAAUUUUGGCAAUCUUUGAGGAUAAAAAGGAUAACAUUGCCAAUAAGGAAACGAUUAAAUGGUAGUAGCUAGGUUUAACUAGUUAAUUUUGAACAUGUCCUCCCUCAUGUGCAAAAUGUUUCAGCUGAGGAAUCAUAGAGAUGUUUGCUUUAGGUGCAAUUAUCUUCUUCUCUUUUCUCGUUUAUCUUCUCAAAAGAAAAGAUAGAUGUUGAAUUCAACCCUGACAUUGUGCAUCGCCAAUUAAUAUAUACAAGUGAAAUAUUUUUAUUUUUUGUGGUAGGUAGAAUUGUAAAUACUGCAACAUCAAAAAUUAAAAUAGGGGGACGAUCUUUUGAUUGAGUUGAA